GCUCCCGCCAAUUGCACCGCCACAACCAUGGCAGACCCUACCGAGCCCAACCCAGUCGUCUUCUUCGACAUCACCCUGGGAGGCGAGAAGCUGGGCAGGAUCAAGAUGGAGCUAUUCAAAAAUGUCGUUCCAAAGACUGCCGAGAAUUUCCGCCAGUUCUGCACUGGCGAAACCAAGAACAAUCGCGGACAGCCCCAGGGCUACAAGGGCUGCAAGUUUCAUCGUGUCAUCAAAGGCUUCAUGAUCCAAGGCGGAGACUUCAUCAAUGGCAACGGCACAGGCUCAAGGACCAUUUACGGCACUGAGAAAUUUGCCGAUGAGAACUUUACCCUACAGCACGACAAGCCCGGUCUGCUGUCAAUGGCAAACAGUGGGCCCAAUACCAAUGGCUGCCAGUUCUUCAUCAUCACCGCUAAGAACGGUACUCCUCAUCUGAAUGGAAAGCACGUAGUGUUCGGCAAUGUGGUAGAGGGUAUGGAUGUAGUGACCAAGAUUGAGAAUACGCGGACCCUCGCAAACCCAGAGGGGAAGCCUGUGCAGGACAUUGUCAUUGCCCAGUGCGGUGAAAUUAUUAGUGGCUCAGCACACGCCAAGUAUACACGCGCUGGAUACACUGUCUUCUGCUCCAAUGUGAAAGCUUGUGCCAGUCGCUUUGUAGUCGCCAUGGUCUCACUUGCCUCGAAUCCCCGCUCGCCGCUCGUCGUCACUCCAGGCACGGGUGGCAGCCUCAAACGCAAACAAUUCGACCACUCAUCCGACGCCGAGAGCACAAUCCCAGGCCAGCUGAAAAAGCGCAGAGUCACCUUCCACCCCGAAGUCGAUGUGCACGUACUGCGCGAGUACAAUGAGAAGAGCGCAGAGCUGGUGGGGGAGGAGGUGCGUCGAGCCAUGGAGAAGCACGCCACAGGCGACAAGGCAGCAUACGAUGGACUCCGAGCCCUCUUCAGGGAAGCACCCACUUCAGCCAACGCGCCCUCCUCGCAACUCCUCCAAAAGUACCUUGUUGCCCUCACUGGCCACACGCCGCAGCUUGACCACAAUUGCAAAGGCCUAGUCCAUGCCGUCAUCGACUGCAGUUGGGUCGCCCGCAAUGAAGACUUUGUGCGCUCUUAUCGCAAUUUCCUGCGCUCCUUGCUCUCAGUACAGUCUGGCUACGUGUCUACUGUGCUGCAGAUGCUUGUCGACAUGUUCCUUGACCUGCCGUCAGUAAACGCUAGACAACACGACGACCCCCCAAUUCAGCGAGUUCGCCUCCUGGCACGCGUCCACGAAACUCUGGUCUUGAUACUUCGAUAUACCCCCAUGGUCAGCUCCUACCUGGCUCCCAUUAUUGCCAGCACAUUUCCCUUUUCCAAUGAGAGUGCCAAGAAGCACGCUGAGUAUAUCCGGAACAUCUACCAAGUCACCGAAUACGCGCCAGAGAUCCGAGGCGAGGUCCUCACGCUAGUGACAGACAAGCUAUGCAAGAUCGACGCGCAGAUGCAGAUGGACAUGGAGGAUAUCGAUGACGAUUUAGAGGAGCGGCUUGUGGGCGACGCCAUCCACAACGAAGAAGAUGACGACGACAUGAGUGACGACGGCUCUGUCUCGAGUCACGAAAGUCUCGAGCCAGAAGAGCAGCGACUCAAGGACAUCAAGGACACCAUGCUUAAGCUUGAUACCGUCAUGGACGUUCAGUUUGCCUACUAUGACUCCAUUUUCGAAAAGGGCGACCUUUUGGAGAUGGACCGCACCUACCAGUCUCUCAUUGCACAGUUCCAAUCCAUCAUCAUUCCGACAUACCGAUCGCGGCACACCCAGUUCAUCCUCUUCCACUUUAGCCAGUUGUCGACGGAUUUCAUGGAGCGCUUUGUGGAUACCUGUUCACAUCUAGCCAUUGACUCAAACCGGCCUCCACUACUCCGAGCAUCAGCAUGCGCCUACCUUGCCUCGUACAUUGCCCGCGGCGCCCAUGUUCCUGGGUUUGUUGUGCGCAACGUCUUUGACCUCUUGUGCUCGCAACUCGAGCGUUUGCGUAUGCUGCACGAGCCAAAAUGUACAGGACCUGACCUACGGCGUUAUGGCACAUACUAUGCCAUUGCUCAAGCACUGCUUUACGCCUUUUGCUUCCGAUGGCGUGACCUCAUUGUCACACCCGACGGCUCACUACCGACCGACGCCGACAUCAUGUAUCAUGAGGGAGACUUUGAGUGGCAUCGGUCGACACUUGAAAUUGUUCGCCGCAACAUCUUCUGCAAGCUCAAUCCGCUCAGGAUAUGCGCACCCGACAUUGUCAAGCAGUUUGGCCGCAUCGCCAAGCACCUCCGCUUCACCUAUGUCGAUACACUAGUGGAGACGAAUAAGCGUGUACGGCUUGCCCGCAGUCUUGCCAGCAGCUAUCUCACUGGCAUAGGCGGCCGAGAGACAGCCCUGACGGGUAAGAAGGGCGAGGAAGCGUUUUUGAUGGAUGCGUACUUUCCAUUUGAUCCAUAUGUUCUGCCACGCAGUAAACGAUGGGUUGAGCAUGAUUACGUACAAUGGCGACCGGUUCCUGGUAUGCCUGUGGAAAAGGACGAAGAUGACGAAGAUGAAGAUGAGGAGGAGGAUGACGACGACGAUGACGAGGAAGAUGAAGAAGGCGAUGACGAAGAUGACAGCACCUCUGAUCAAGAUGAAGAGGAGGAAGACGACGAUAGCGAUGACGAAGUGGGGGGAGCACACGCUGAUGACCCUGAUGACGACAGUACAGAGGCAAGCGUUUGAAUUGCAUUGUAAUUUUUGUGAUGCGUUACCUAAAGGCAAUUGUUUUUUUGGCGUUUACGGAAAGGGGGGUGGGAACAAACAUCUGGGCGCGGCAUUGCUCGGCGCUGGUCCUAAAAACCUCGUGUAUGUGGGUGGUUGUCUUCCUUCUUUUACUAGCCACGAUUUACAUCCGACUUCUCUCUCUCAUGCGCCGUAUGGAUGGAGUAUUUUCUUCCUUCUCUUUUACUUGUAGAUAAUUGAGGUGGAUUGUUAUGAAGGAAACACUGGGAUUAGUCAAGUGGCAACCGUCAGCUUCCAUCCGUACGCCAUAAUCACGUAUUUGGAAAAAAAUCAAAUCACACAA
Molecule: messenger RNA, 3085 nt
Organism: Bipolaris maydis ATCC 48331
Lineage: Eukaryota; Fungi; Ascomycota; Dothideomycetes; Pleosporales; Pleosporaceae
Product: RNA polymerase I-specific transcription initiation factor RRN3-domain-containing protein
Biological process (GO): protein peptidyl-prolyl isomerization; transcription initiation at RNA polymerase I promoter; protein folding
Cellular component (GO): nucleus
Molecular function (GO): peptidyl-prolyl cis-trans isomerase activity; RNA polymerase I core binding; RNA polymerase I general transcription initiation factor activity
Source: RefSeq, a predicted model, not a curated record